GGUGAACAGCAAGAACAGCUUCAACUCAUCGGCUUGUCUUUGGGGAAAAAAAAUGUAUCUCGAAAUAUGAAGGAAACUAUUCUCACUUCCUCAAUUUGCAAACAGCAUGUGGUUGAAAGGCUCCUCGACCGAUUUCUCCACGGUCUGCCCCUCAUGUCCCUGAACUUCUUUUAAGUCUUCCGUUGCAGGAGGCGCCUCUGAUGCUGUGGGUAUAAAUCUGUGAUCGUGCAGGUUCCUGUCGACAGUUUCCUCCCGACAGACAGACGCACACUAUCUAGCUGAAUAAUCGAAGGGAUCCGACCAACAUUAAAAAAAGAAAUCUGUAAGACCAAAGACUCGAGGGCCACCUCAGCGGGCCAGUCAGCGAAGCAUUUCUUCCACCAUGGUCGACAACAUCGUCAGGAAGCCAAUCGGGUUAGUUCUGCUCGCCACGGCUCACAUGGUGUUCAGCGGCCCAUGUCAAGGAAGGUUCAACGGGACCCUGGGCAGCAGCUUCACCUUCCGUUUUAGAUUUAAUGACGCUGUCAUUAAUGAGAGCAGUCAUUUUGCAGUUUACAUAAAAGACAUUAAAAAGAUUGCAGAGCACCUAGGGCACAAAGGCAACUUAGGAGGAGGGGGGUUUAACUUUGACCAAAACCAUUCUGUUCUGUACCACAUAGAAAAACUUAAACAGAAUGACAGUGGAAUUUAUUUGGCUACGCUGUUCGCUCGGGACUCGAUACCCAAAGAAAGUAACAAGGUGCAUCUGUGCGUCCAAGAUGGGAACAGAAGCGUCGAAGUUUCUCCUCAGCUGAUUAACACAACAAACUCAGGACGUCCCGGUCCCUUGUCCCUUCACCUCGUCCCCGUCCUUCUGGCUCCUGUCGUGCUGCUGGCUGCAGCACUUCCUCUGCUGAUCUGGUGUCUGGUGAGAACCAAAGAAAAACAACAACAACAACAACAAAACUCUAAUUCCACAGUGCAGGAAACAGUUGCCGGGUCCAGCACCGGGCCUCCACCCUCACUAAUCUACAGCGUCCUGGACUUUGCCAAAAGACCUCCUGCAGCUUUGGACACGCAGCCCAAUGAUACAGAGUACGCCGCUGUCAGCUAUCUCACCGAGAAGAGACGAAUGUGACGCACAGAUGAAUGUAAACCUGCUGGUGUCUCUAAGUCUGAGUAUCAGGCUCGUCUGAUGACCCUUUGUAAGCCAAAAGCUGUUAUUGCAAUAAAUUACAAACAAUGGCGUUUUGUCGGGGAAGGUGGGAAGAUUUUUGUUUUGUUUCAUUUUAUUUACGCCAAAUUCCAUUUUUAUUUGAAUCAAGUUGAGCUUUUGAACUUCUCCAAAUUAUGUCAUUUGCCUAAUUCUCCACAAUCCUCCUUCCUGGUUUGGCGGCCUGUUAAAGCUGCAAAGUGAUUUCCCAUCACUCCCUUCGCUUGCCCACCCCCCGCUGCAGCUGUGUCUCCUAUUGCUGACGGUUGAUUCAGCCCCCCCCCCCCCCCCCACCAUAGCAGCACAACAAGGGGGGUUAUAAAUAUUUGCUCAUCAGUACCAUUAUGUCUGUGUAAUCAUAUCUGGGGGAGUGAUGAAGUCGGAGCCGGGACGCUAAACACUAACUAUGUUCUACUGCAAUAAACAUUUCAAGCGUGA
Messenger RNA from Pleuronectes platessa (European plaice), 1630 nucleotides. RefSeq lists its product as uncharacterized. The transcript has 5 exons. NCBI's taxonomy places the organism in Eukaryota, Metazoa, Chordata, Actinopteri, Pleuronectiformes, Pleuronectidae. Bases 383 to 1117 code for a protein of 244 amino acids. The record is from RefSeq and is a predicted model, not a curated record.